GACCGAUACAGCAGAUGAGAUGUUCGCCUCGCCCGACCGCCACGGCGUCGCAUCGACCCGCAGCCACCCGCAGCAAGAGCAGCAGCAGCAGCAUCGGGUGCGUCUGACACAACCGACCGCCAUGCACCAGAUUAACUUCUGUAUCGAUCUGCAUUGUUACGUGUGUGCGGGAUCUGCAGGCGGGCAGCCAGCAGCACCCCCUCACCCAUCUGUUUGCCGAAGACCGCUGCCGCCUCCCCAACAUCAGCACCACACUACAGCUGAGGGCCUCAGCAGCAUGCUUCAGAGACGCCUUCUCAUCAACACAGCUGCGCAGCCGAGUGUCCCACUCGGUGGGCCGUGGCGGAAUCGGCACUCAGCUGCUGCGGUUCGACCCAUCGCUGGAGAUGGGUGACCUCAUGGCGGCGGUGUGGAUAGCCGAGGAGGGCGGGCCGUGGGAUGAGACGCGGGAGGUGCUCCAGUGGGCCAGCCAGUGCGGCUUCUGUCAGCUGCCCAUCAACCUCACGGCAGAUGACAUCAACACACACCCCAACAAGACGGUAACCACACAUACAGAGGGGCGGGAGAGAGCAGAGAGGCCUCAUCCUCUCUCUCUGUCUGUGUGUGUCGUGUAGGCGUAUAGAUCGGUAGCUCGUGUGUUGGCGCAGCUCAUGGUGGUCGGCCGCCACGUGGACUUCGGUGACGGCAGCCGCCUGCAAAUCUUCCGCCAUGACAAUGGUGAGGUGCGGGCCAUCAAGGACGAGCCCGGCUUCCGGCUUGCCGUCAACCCGCCCCUCGCUGCCCACCAUCUGUAUCAGCAGCACCGACUACAGCACGACCCACCAGUGCGCAGCCGCAUCUACUCGCCCCUCAUCAACCGAUUGGUGUCGUGGGACCCGUACACCGAUGCGUCAUCGUCGUCAUUUGCCAAGAAGAUGAUCUUCCACCACUUCUACUGGACUCACCAGAUCAAUGACACAUUCGAUUAUCUCAGGUAACCCACCACUGGCACCAGUGUGGCGAGAGGGGUGUGUGUUCGAUUGGGUGUCUGUGGGAGGGUGGUUCAGGUAUGUUGGUGGCGGCCGUGUGGAUGGCCUCCUCACCCAGUCGCCCCACACACCAGUGGCCGGAUGCACUACUACACUCAGCCGGGAAGACGACAUCGGUGAUGAGCGACAGCUGGUGCUGACCGACGACAGCCACAACUUCAUCGCAUGGAUUCGCAUCGGGGGUUCUCUCAUGGGAGACGUCGAUGACCGUCAGGCAGACAGACAGGCAGAGCUGCCGGCCGGUCACAUGUCAUGUAUUGUUUCUUCCUGUCAUUGUCUGCAGUGGAUGUGUGUGUCCAGACGACCGAGGCGCCUGUGUGUGCGAGCGGUGCGUUCAAGGACCGCUUCCCCGUGACCACUCGGCUGGCACGUGUGGCGUAAGGGCGAGUGGCGCCAUACGCCUUCGACGGACAAGUAGAAGACCAGCAGCAGGAUGAUGACGGUACGGACAGAAAGAGGGAGAGGACACACACAUGGUGACCAUGAAUGGAUGGAUGGCAUUUCUUGUCUGUCUGUCUGUCUGUCUGUCUGGGUGGGUGGUGUAGAUUCCGACGGCCAUGGCGGUGGCUGGGAUGAUAUGGAUGACGACAGCAACGGAGAGGACAGCGGAGGUACACAUAAAGGAAAGAAGGCCCACCCAGACGCCCCCGCCACAGAUGCCUUACCCUCCCCACCGACCCGCGUCACAUGUCUGCCUGCGUGCGUCUGUGUCUGUGUCGAUGGCAGGUGAGGGUGCGUCGGCUGAGGAGGAGCACCAAGACGGCGGCGGUAGCGGCAAUGCAUCGCUCUGACGACACACACAGACCGAUCUCAAUACUCACUGGUGCGCCACAGACAUACUGCAACGUGAUCCGCUGGUGCCAUGCGUCCUCUCUGUCUGUGUGUGUUGUGGUCAGGAGGGUGGCGGAGUGCUGCCUGCCGUCCUCUCUCUCUAAGUCGCUGACCGGCGCAGAUCAGAUCAGCUGCUGAUGUCGUGUCGACCGAAUGGACCGAGUAGCUGGCUGUGCGUGGGAUGAAAGGUGGACGUGGGUGUGGGUGGGUCUGUGGGUCCCCUCUCCCCUCUGUGUGUGGCCCUCCUCCGACUCUCUGUAUAUGAAUCUGUGUGAGAGUGUCGAUAUGCACUGGGCUGACUGCCUGGCUGUCUGUCUGCCUGCGUCUGCGUGUGCGUGGAUGGACUGACUGAUAUGAACGUGUUGGUGCGCACAAAUCAGUAUGCUCACAAACUCAAACCAUCCUUGGCCACCAUGUUUAUCUGUUGUCCCUCUCCCUCUCCAUCUGGAUUUGUUGGCUGGGCGGUCGGUGCUUUUGUUGGGCUGAUGAUUGACAUCUUCUCUCUCUCUCUCUCUCUCUGGCUACGUAUUCACCUAGACAGACAGACAGACAGACAGGCCGAUCGAUGCCCCUUACCGCCCACUCUUUGUGUUUCCAUCCAUCCGUCCAUCCAUUUAUCCAUUUAUCCAUAUGCGACGCAUAGUUUGCUCCAUGCUCGCACGCGUCACAAUACGUAGCCAUACAUGGCAGUGUGUGUCUCUCUCGCACUCGUGGUCCAUCCACUCACACCGUCACACCAAACAGACAUGCUGCACACAAACGUACACGAGUUGUUUCUCCAAUAUGAUGGGUGUGGUGCAGGCCUCUCAAGGGGUCAGGCUGAGUGUCGAUCAUGUCUGGCCCUUCACGCAUGGGGUUAAGAGUGUGUGCGCACUGCUUGUCAGGCCAAUGGAGGAAUGCCGUGACCUCCGUGUGUGUGUGCGUCUGUGUGUCUCCCUUUCCCCCUCCCUCCCUCCCUCCCUGUACACUUGUCGAUAUAUCCCUUCCGUCCCAGGGUUACUUGUCAUUCGCCUUUGUAGUUGUGCGGCUCUCUCGACCGUUCUGUGAGGAUGGAGUCGGUGCAUUUCCGUGUGUGUGUGUGUGUGUCGUGACGG
Molecule: messenger RNA, 2953 nt
Organism: Vitrella brassicaformis
Lineage: Eukaryota; Vitrellaceae
Source: the annotation of a GenBank genome assembly